GGUAUGGACAAUAAGGCAUUGGAACCGGAUUCUGUGAGCAUCCCCAUGGAGGAGGCCAUUAUUUGUAACAGAGACGGCCAACCUCUGGCCCAGCUUCAACCUCAGCAGCAGCAGGAGCCGUCCAUGUUGACCCACUUGAAGAAGGUUGAAAACGAUAUCACUGAAGCCCAACGUUUCUCCCACCUACCCAAACGCUCAGCGGUGGACCUGGAGUUCAAAGACCUCUCCUACACCAUCCAAGAGGGACCAUGCUGGAGGAGGAGAGGGUGCAAAGCCCUACUGAAGUGCCUGUCUGGAAGGUUCUGCAGUAGGGAGCUGAUCGGUAUCAUGGGGCCCUCAGGUGCCGGGAAGUCCACCUUAAUGAACAUUUUGGCUGGAUACAGGGAGACGGGGAUGAAGGGUCAGAUCAUGGUCAAUGGUAAACCCAGGGACCUGAGGAAAUUCAGGAAAAUGUCCUGCUACAUCAUGCAGGAGGACAUGCUGCUGCCACAUCUCACUACACGGGAGGCCAUGAUGGUUUCGGCCAACUUGAAGCUGAAUGAGACUAAAGAUGUGAAAAAAGCACUGGUGAAUGAGAUUCUGACUGCCUUAGGGCUCCUUGAAUGUGCUCACACUCGCACCAGCUCGCUGUCAGGAGGUCAGUGUAAACGGCUGGCCAUCGCCCUUGAGCUGGUCAACAAUCCUCCAGUCAUGUUCUUUGAUGAGCCCACAAGUGGCUUAGACAGUGCAUCGUGCUAUCAGGUGGUCUCACUAAUGCGUUCUCUGGCGCUGGGAGGACGGACCAUCAUCUGCACCAUCCACCAACCUAGUGCCAAACUGUUUGAGAUGUUUGACAAGCUUUACAUUCUCAGUCAGGGACAAUGUAUCUACAAAGGCUCAGUCCCUUACCUCAUCCCCUAUUUGAAGAGUCUGGGCCUUUACUGUCCCACCUACCACAAUCCUGCAGACUUCAUUAUUGAAAUUGCAUCAGGAGAGUAUGGAGACUUGAACCCUGUGUUGUUCGAGGCAGUCCAAGGUGGAAUGUGUGCACUAGAGGAGAAGAAGAACCAGUGUGGUACCAAUGGGACGUCGGUCUGUGCCACAAAGUACCCUACGAAUGCUGGACACAUCGAGAGCCAUACUUUUUCCACAAGCACACUAACACAGUUCUGUAUCCUCUUCAAGAGAACCCUCAUAACAAUAUGUCGAGACCAGGUUUUGACCCACCUCAGACUGAUGUCCCACAUCGCCAUAGGUGUGUUAAUAGGCUUGCUCUAUCUGAACAUUGGCAAUGAUGCCAGCAAGGUCUUUAACAACACUGGGUUCCUCUUCUUCUCCAUGCUUUUCCUCAUGUUUGGUGCGCUCAUGCCAACCGUGUUAACCUUUCCUCUGGAGAUGUCUGUGUUCCUGAGGGAGCACCUUAACUACUGGUACAGCCUGAAAGCCUACUACCUUGCCAAGACAAUGGCUGAUAUCCCAUUUCAGGUUAUCUGCCCCAUCAUGUACUGCAGCAUAGUGUACUGGAUGACGGAACAGCCACCUGAAGCCACCCGCUACCUACUCUUCUUAGCCCUGUCCACCUGUACGGCCCUGGUAGCCCAAUCCCUCGGCCUGCUGGUGGGGGCCGCUUCCAGCUCACUACAGGUAGCCACAUUUGUUGGACCUGUCACAGCUAUCCCAGUGCUGCUUUUCUCCGGAUUCUUUGUGAACUUUGACACAAUACCCAAGUAUCUGCAAUGGAGCUCAUACGUGUCUUAUGUCAGGUAUGGGUUUGAAGGAGUGAUCCUGUCUAUCUACGGGAUGAACCGCUCCGAACUGGAGUGUCCCGGGAAGGUGUGUAAAUUCCAACAGCCUGAGGAGGUUCUGCAGUUACUGGAUGUGGAAGACGCAAAGCUCUACAUAGAUUUCAUAGUCCUAGGCAUUUUCUUCAUCGUCCUACGACUGGCCACCUACGUUGUCCUGCGCUACAAGAUCAAUUCUGAGCGAUAG
Pleuronectes platessa (European plaice) is the source of this 1968-nucleotide messenger RNA. Its product is annotated as ATP-binding cassette sub-family G member 4-like. Lineage: Eukaryota; Metazoa; Chordata; Actinopteri; Pleuronectiformes; Pleuronectidae. The coding region runs from base 4 to 1968 and encodes 654 amino acids. Gene Ontology annotation, molecular function: ATP hydrolysis activity; ATP binding; ABC-type transporter activity. The transcript is spliced from 14 exons. The record is from RefSeq and is a predicted model, not a curated record. Gene Ontology annotation, cellular component: plasma membrane.